Molecule: messenger RNA, 2533 nt
Organism: Belonocnema kinseyi
Lineage: Eukaryota; Metazoa; Arthropoda; Insecta; Hymenoptera; Cynipidae
Gene: Agps
Product: alkyldihydroxyacetonephosphate synthase
Exons: 6
Coding region: 306-2141 (611 amino acids)
Biological process (GO): lipid biosynthetic process
Molecular function (GO): alkylglycerone-phosphate synthase activity; FAD binding
Source: RefSeq, a predicted model, not a curated record
UAGAGUAUAGACACACUGUCUUUUUUUUAAAUAGAGCAAUCGUAACCAACAACAGUGAAGGUGAUUGGUCCGAAUCCCCACGUGUCACGUCGUUUUGACCGUUUUAGCUUCGGCAAGACUCGGUGGUAGGCGGGUCCCUCUUCGGGCGGGGGCUUAUCGAUUUAAAUUUGGCUUGCCGGCGCGUUUUCUGCCGAGUGCCGACAGUGACGCAGUGUUCAAGUUGUACAUUCUCGCGUGUGGUGAUAAAGUCAUCUGGCGAAACGUGAGCCAAAAAAUUAGGAUUUUCUCAAAAAAAAUCCCGGGAUAUGACGGACAGAUCUGUCAAAAGCGAAACACCGGCUGACACAGCCAACCUUAAUGGUCCCACGAAUGUGAAAAGUGCUGUGCCAAAAGUCAGACAAGAUUUGCUCAAAUGGAAUGGCUGGGGCUACAAGGAUUCCCAGUUUUGUGUCAACGACAAAAACGUCAUCGAGUUUACCGGAAACCGGUAUCCAAUAGGAAACCAACAAUUACCAUACUUCACUGCCUGGGCUAAAGAAGUAUUAAAUGUUGACCUAUCUGCAAAACGAGAGGUUCAAGCAUUACCACAAACACAACCGGAACCAAUUUUAUCUUCAAAUCUUCUGGAGGCGAUAAAACAGACAGGAAUUGAAUUUUCGACGGAAGGAGUUGACCGAUUAGUUAGAGCUCAUGGACACACUUUGAGAGAAAUUUUCACGCUGAAGCAUGGAUCAUACCAAAGAAUACCGGACAUUAUCCUAUGGCCAAAAUGCCACAAAGAUGUUGAAACGAUCGUGAAAAUCUGUGGAGAAUAUGACGUAGCUUGCAUACCUUUUGGAGGUGGAACAAGUGUCAGCGGUGCAGCUAAUUGUCCCAUUAAUGAACGCAGGACAAUAAUAUCACUCGAUACUUCACAAAUGAAUAGAAUAUUAUGGGUCGACAAGGAAAACUUGCUAGCGUGUUGCGAGGCUGGAAUCAUUGGCCAAGACCUGGAACGUGAGCUUCGAUUACAGGGACUCACUUCCGGACAUGAGCCGGAUUCUUAUGAAUUUUCGAGUUUAGGUGGAUGGGUCGCAACAAGGGCGAGCGGCAUGAAAAAAAAUGUUUACGGCAACAUUGAGGAUCUAAUCGUUCGGCUAAGAAUGGUCACUGGGAGGAUUGAAGAUUCAGUGGUAACAUUAGAAAAGGGUUUUCAGGUUCCUCGAAUGUCCUGUGGACCCGAUUUCGAUCAAAUGAUUCUUGGGAGUGAAGGUACUCUCGGCGUAGUCACAGAAGUGGUUUUUAAAGUCAGACCUCUACCACGGAUAGUAAAGUAUGGCAGUAUUGUCUUCCCAGAUUUCGCAAGUGGAGUCAAUGCCAUGAGAGAGGUGGCAAGGCAACGUUGUCAGCCAGCGAGUAUUCGGCUAAUGGACAAUGAGCAGUUCAAAUUCGGUCAAGCCUUGAGGCCCGAAACUGGUUGGGGUGGAGUUCUUCUUCAGGGAUUAAAGCACGCCUACGUCACGAAGAUAAAGGGCUACAAUUGGGACAGUUUAUGCGUCGCGACGCUUUUAUUCGAAGGUCACACGAGCGCCGAUGUAUCGGCUCAGGAGCAGAAGAUCUACAGAAUUGCGAAAAAAUUCAGCGGUGUCCCAGCCGGCGAGACUAACGGAGAACGAGGGUACACCCUGACCUUCGUCAUAGCCUACAUUCGCGAUCUGGGCCUUGACUACGGCGUGCUUUCGGAAUCCUUUGAGACCUCCGUCUCCUGGAAUCGUGCAUUCUCUUUAUGCAGGAAUGUGAAGGAAAGAGUGAUUCGCGAUUGCACGACCAGAGGGAUCACGAGUUACUUAGUCUCCUGUCGCGUCACGCAAACUUAUGACGCAGGAUGCUGUAUAUACUUUUACAUGGCUUUCAAUUAUCAAGGCUUGGCUGAUCCAGUCGGGACUUACGAAGCAAUAGAGGAAGCUGCGAGAGAGGAAAUUCUCGCCAAUGGAGGAUCUCUUUCUCAUCAUCACGGCGUAGGAAAAAUGCGGGCAGCUUGGUAUCCCGAAGCUGUUGGAAACGCUGGCGUUUCUCUUUAUCGAGCAGCCAAAGUUCAUCUAGAUCCAAAAAAUAUUUUUGCUGCUGGGAAUUUAGACCCCAAAUGCAAAUCCAAGUUAUAGAUACCAGUUUUCCUAGCGCCUGUUAAAUAAUUAAUGUUGAAUGUACGAUUUGAGAGAAUGUAAUAGAACCGAUGGCCUAGUCAGGAAUUAUCCACGGGGUUUCCUUUUCAAUGUUCUUGAAAAGCUGCAUGUCUUAAUUUUAAUUUUAGCGUCAUUUAGCAUUUUUCUUGUUCUUUUUAAAAAGUGGACAGUAUUUUCAAAUGUAUUUUACCUUGUCAAAUAUGAAAAUUGCUUUCUUCCCUUUCCCCUGACUAAGUCACUGGAAGGAUAGAGGAAAACAACUUUGGGCGUGUAAAUGACAGUACCUCGUAGUAUCACUUUGAUACAAAUUGUAAUUUUAAGCGCAUUGACAUUUUUAUAAGUUAUUAUAAAUAAAGAGAAGUCUUAAUCAA